Messenger RNA from Synchiropus splendidus (mandarinfish), 1211 nucleotides. RefSeq names its product transmembrane protein 167B (gene tmem167b). The transcript is spliced from 3 exons. NCBI's taxonomy places the organism in Eukaryota, Metazoa, Chordata, Actinopteri, Syngnathiformes, Callionymidae. The record is from RefSeq and is a predicted model, not a curated record. Bases 147 to 371 code for a protein of 74 amino acids.
CAAACGUAAUAUGAAAACGUAGAAGAAGACUUUGUCCGGAACUGUCAGCGAAAUGUUCUAUUUUAUUUCCACUUUUCUAACUGUGAUGAUUCCGUAAUAACAAGAAUAACCAGCUCUGCGACGCCGGCAGGGAUCAAACCGCGAAUAUGACAAAUGUGUAUUCCUUUGAUGGCAUCUUGGUGUUCGGGCUGCUGUUCAUCUGCACGUGUGCGUAUCUCAAGAAGGUCCCUCGCCUCAAUGGCUGGCUGUUGUCAGAAAAAAAGGGAGUUUGGGGAGUCUUCUACAAAGCUGCAGUCAUUGGUACACGGCUUCACAUAGCUGUGGCGACGUCCUGUCUGAUCAUGGCCUUCUAUCUUGUCUUCUUGAAAUGAUAUGGAUGGAACGGAUUGUGAUCAAGUGGGCAAGCACAGGUAAAGGAUGGACUUGGCAGUCGCAUGUGGAUCCGUACCGACUGGCAUUCAGCGCUGAUGUCCUGUGGACCCAUGUGAGGAGGAGAAGGAAAAGGAAUGAGUCGCUGCCGCCCCCUUGUGGUGUCUCGGUGUAGUACCGCUUCUCCGAGCGCACCAGUGACGUGUGAAGCGCAUCAUGAAUCACCCCACAGGAAUAACUGAGGCGCAGGUUCAUUUUGCCUCGUUCCGUCUGUUCAUAGUGAGACGCCUGUCCACAGUCCCUUGUAAAUAUUUAUAUUGAAAAUACAGAGUAUGGAAGAAUAGCUGCGUUAUCUGUGUACACGACCUAAAGUUAGCAUAGUGCGUAUAUAUGAAGAAAAUUACGAGAGAGGUUGUAUGAGAUAAUAAGAAACAAUUCUGCUUCAUUUCCUGCCCCUGUUGUCUCAUUUUAUACCUGUUUUUAAGGUGGUGGGGAUUAAUUGAUCUAAUGUAUAAGGGUUUGGGGGAUGUGUGGCCCUGGUUUUCCUUUGUCUUUCACACUAUCGUUUUCUGACUUGAUUUUAGUUCCUUGGUAAAAUAAGCGUUCACAAAAUAUGAAGUAUCCAGGUGUCACCUCAGCUACAUGUACAUGCAGCACUCUAACCUUUAGAAAUGAAUUGGGUUAUGGUGGACCUGCAAAAGGUUGUGAAGACAAUGCCAAAUUAAGAUAUGCUUACACUCAGUCCUUGAUUUUAUAUAAACUGUAACAUUAUUUCUAUGGUUUGGGUGAAAUUAAGAUCCAAUCGAAAUCUCAAUAAAUUCUUGUCUCUGGUUUAUUUAUAA